AUGUCCGAUUUGGCUAGACUUCUCAGAUCCACCAAGCUGGCGCAACUGGCAAAGCCGCUCGGCGAUUUGGAGAAAAACAUCUCUGGCGCGUUCCCAACCCACCAGGUGGUGGAGUCGCUACCAGCGUCGUUCAAGAGAAGAGACUUUGGUCUCAAGAUGCGGAUCCCCACCAAGAUCAAGUCCAAAUACAUCGUGGUGAACAAUCUGGACAACAAGUACAGUCUGCCGGACUUUGAGCCGCUGGGAGGUUUUGCAUUGAAGAAGAAGAAGUUCCAGGAGUUUGGCAUUCCUGUUCAAGUGAGAAAUAGCACGAUAUCGCAGAAGAACGGAUCCAGUCCGCUUCUUCCGGGCUAUAACCCAUUGCAGGACGAGAACUCGAUUGCCCGCGAGCUCGGACUGCUUGUGAAAAGACCUUCCUCGCUCGAGUUCGCCACAAACAAAAGAUACAUCAGAACAUUGAGAAGACCGUUUAUGGAAUGGCUUGCCAAAACGUAUCCCGAAAGAGUCAUGCAAGCAGACCUUUCGAAGGAGAUCGUCGAGUUCUUGAAGAUACACAAGGCCAAGGAGUCGAGUCUCACGGCCAAGAGAUCGAAAUUCUCCAACCUGUACCGCAACCAGUUCUCAGGAACUGCUGGCUUGUCGUACAACCUGAAAGGCCGUCUUUUCCAAAGCCCCAACGGCGUCCUUGCCAACAAGGUGCUUCCGGGAAGAUACAUCAGUGCGCGUUCCACCGGCAGUCGGUUUGCCCUGGGUGGAUUUGUUGGAAAUUCGGUCACUUCCGGACUGCAUGUCAAGUACUUGAACAAACUUGCCGACGUUCGUCGUCCUUUGGACGCUCAAGGAAGAUACGCCAGAGAGUUUACUGUUCCCUUGAUUCCAAAGGCUGCGCAUAUCAACCUGAUCAAGAAGAAGCUCAGUUUCGAGGUCGAGCCCGUCAGAGACCACGAAGCUCCAAAGAAAGGUGGCUUCAACACCAUGAAACGGUACUCGCCAAAGGCCCCUCUCGGCGGCUCCGACAAGAACCAGCUUGUUCUGUCGUCGCUGCUCGGUCUGCUAGAGACCGUGGGCAAGAAAUAG
Ogataea philodendri is the source of this 1077-nucleotide messenger RNA. RefSeq lists its product as uncharacterized. The record is from RefSeq and is a predicted model, not a curated record. Gene Ontology annotation, molecular function: structural constituent of ribosome. NCBI's taxonomy places the organism in Eukaryota, Fungi, Ascomycota, Pichiomycetes, Pichiales, Pichiaceae. Gene Ontology annotation, cellular component: mitochondrial small ribosomal subunit. Bases 1 to 1077 code for a protein of 358 amino acids. Gene Ontology annotation, biological process: mitochondrial translational initiation. The transcript has a single exon.